AUGGAGGCGCCGCUGGGGCUCGUGCUCAACGACGGCCACGGGCUGCUGCUCAAUGCGCAGGGCGACCUCGCGUACACGGCGCGCGACCAGAAGAACGGCUUCUUCACGUGCAUCGCCGAGAAGGCCAUCGACCUGGGCCAGUUCGCGAAGGAAGGGGGUGAGGACGACGACGCGCCCGAGCCCGAGGAGGACCAGCCGCUGCCGACCGUACGGCUGGAGACGAGCAGGCGCUCGCUGCUGAUCGCCAAGUUCGAGACCGGCGGGCGGGAGCGCACGCUCGUGGUGUCCAAGCCGAGGGGCCAGGCCGACGGCGAGUGA
Molecule: messenger RNA, 318 nt
Organism: Phytophthora sojae
Lineage: Eukaryota; Oomycota; Peronosporomycetes; Peronosporales; Peronosporaceae
Exons: 1
Coding region: 1-318 (105 amino acids)
Source: RefSeq, a predicted model, not a curated record